AUGGAGGCGGACCCACCGGUUGUCAGGAGUGACCGUAUCUACAGAACCUAUUGGCUCUACUGGCGUCUCUUGGGUGUCGAGGGCGAGUAUCCAAUGCGACAUUUACUCGAUGUAAUGCUCAAUUUCUUCGUGACCAUUUGGUAUCCCACACAUCUAAUCAUUGGCUUGUUCCGCGAGCGGACCAUGAGGGAUGUGUUCAAGAAUCUACCCUUUACGGCGGAAAGUUUCUUCUGCAGCUUCAAAAUAAUCUGCUUUCGUAGGCGAUUAUCAGAGAUCAAGGAAAUUGAACGGCUGCUCAUGGAAUUGGAUCAGAGAGCCGCAAGUCCAGAGGAGCGUAGAUUCUUUCAUCAGAAUACGCGCAGUGUGGCGGAAUUCAUUUCGAAAAGUUAUGUGGCAGCUGGCAUAUCGGCCACCGUGACGGGCACAGCCUCUGGUUUGUUCAGCAGCGGACGAACGUUGCUGUAUCCUGCGUGGUUUCCCUACGAUGUUCAGGCCUCAGCCCUCAGUUAUUGGAUUAGCUUCGCCUAUCAGGCCACUGGAGCGAGUCUUACGAUUCUGCAGAAUAUGGCCAAUGACUCGUAUCCCCCGAUGACAUUCUGUGUGGUUACUGGACAUGUGAGACUCCUAUCCAUGCGUUUGAGUCAAAUGGGACACCAUGAAGGGGCUUCAAAAAAACUCAUUGAAAAUAUCGAGGAUCACAGGAAGUUAAUGCAAAUUGUCCGCUUGAUGCACAGCACACUGUAUCUGUCACAGCUGGGGCAGUUCAUCUCCAGUGGCAUCAACAUUUCCAUAGUCCUCAUUAACAUACUUUUCUUUGCGGAGAACAGCUUUGCGAUUAUCUACUAUGUGGUCUACUUCAUGGCCAUGGUGCUGGAGCUCUUUCCGAGCUGCUACUACGGCACUUUGAUGGCCAUGGAGUUCAAUAAGCUGCCAUAUGCCAUCUUCUCCAGCAAUUGGCUUGGAAUGGGCCGUAAAUACUGCCGCACUCUGCUCAUUCUGAUGCAGUUCACGCUUGCGGAGGUGGGUGUCAAGGCGGGCGGAAUGGUCGGCAUCAGCAUGAACGCGUUCUUUGCCACUAUACAAAUGGCCUACUCCUUCUUCACCCUGGCCAUGUCGUUCCGGUAA
Molecule: messenger RNA, 1125 nt
Organism: Drosophila obscura
Lineage: Eukaryota; Metazoa; Arthropoda; Insecta; Diptera; Drosophilidae
Product: odorant receptor 33a-like
Exons: 2
Coding region: 1-1125 (374 amino acids)
Biological process (GO): sensory perception of smell; detection of chemical stimulus involved in sensory perception of smell
Cellular component (GO): plasma membrane
Molecular function (GO): olfactory receptor activity; odorant binding
Source: RefSeq, a predicted model, not a curated record